AAUUCCAAAAUACACAGCAGGCGGACUGUAUCGUCAUUCACAUAGCACCAGACUCCUGAGUUUGAAUGUUCCUUCCUUGGAAGAUUUCCAGUGAAAUGCUAAAAGACCACAUGAACUAUUGCUCUUGUAGCCUGUGGUAUCUAAUGACGUGAUCUAUGCUAAGAUUCGUGCUGUGCUUCAUACAAAUACUGUGAUCCUGUGAUGUCAAAAAAGGUGGUGUUUUGGCUUCUCUGCCAGGUGCCAGUCUAGCAGAGCCUGGCUUCCAAGAAAUGCUGAGGAGGAGUGUUAGCUAUGGUUCAGGGACGAAUAAGUUUCUUGGCUGAGUCUGAAUACCCACUUGGGAUAUUUGUAUUUCAUUAUAACUGACACUGAGAAGCAUGUUUGAUUUGGAACAAAUUUCAAGCAGGAACAAGUUUCAGCAUCUGCAUUUCCACUGUGAGCACAAUGAGGGACAAAACAGGUUAGAGCCUGCUUGGCCAAGGGUGGGGACCUCUCAGUUCCCUUGGAACAGAUGGAAGAAGGGGAGGGCAGUACAUGAAUCAGUUAAAAGGAAAGGGAAGGACCAGCUUGAAGAGCUGAUCUUCCUCCCCUUGCAAAAGGGAUACUCUAAGCACCAAGUAUCAGGUGUGUGUCUGAGGAAGCUAAGUGAGGGAGCUGGGGAAAGCCAGCUCCUCCCCCAGAGUGGGAGGCUGUACCUGGUGAUUAACUCUAAAGCAGAAGAGUGAAACACAUGCUGAGUCCUAAAGGAACCUGUUGGGAGGAGCUCAGGAGUACAAGAGGGCCAGAAAAGACCUGGAAUCGCGCAGAGGACUAAUCCAGCUGGAGAGGCACUUCUGAGCAUCAACAUCUCUGGUCAUGUUCAAUUACCUAGCAGUAGAGGUGAGACCCCAGUGCCACCGUAGCUAUGGGGGACAGCAAGGGGUGUCUGGACCACUGAAGAGCCGCCUAGAGCAGCUGAAGAAGCCGUGGUGGAGAGAGCCCACCCCACUGGUGCUUCAGCACAGUGAAACAGCCAGGCUUGCCAUAGAUGCCUUUCUUGAGCAGGGAGAACGUGGCUACCUGAGUGCCAUCACUGAGGAACACGAGCUGCCUUUUCUUUCCGCCCUGGACAUGGAAUAUAUGAGCCAUCAGAGAAACCAAAGCUUUCCAGAUCCAAGUGCAAUGAAAGACAAAGAGGCUGACCCUGGCGAUGAGGACACUGGAGACAGGUCCUCCCUCAACUCUGAACUAACGUCCGGCACCUACUUUCCACUCAUGUCUGAUGUGCACCCUCCAGAGCUGGAGCUGGGGUGGCCAGGGAUGCCACUCCUCACGGUGUCUGGCCAGACUCAAGCCACUGUGAUUUUCCAAAGAAACAAAGCUAACAGCAUUAAGGAUUUGCUCCGGUCUCUGAUCAGCCGGGCACGGACGGUGAUAGCAAUUGUGAUGGAUCUGUUUACAGACAUGGAAAUACUGUGUGACCUUCUGGAGGCCUCAAGCAGACGUCAUGUCCCUGUUUACCUGAUACUGGAUGAAGAGUACUUGAAGCAUUUUGUGGAAAUGUGCAAUAAAAUGGCUUUUACUCAGGACAGCUUCCCAAACAUGCGCAUAAGGUGCUUGAGUGGAGACACAUACUACAGCAAAGCAGGCAAGAAAUUUGCAGGCCAGGUUCUGGAGAAGUUUAUCCUGAUUGACUGUGACCAAGUUCUUGCUGGUACAUACAGUUUCACCUGGCUUUGCAGCCAAGUCCACACCAGUCUGGUGACCCACUUCCGUGGUCAAAUUGUUGCUGAAUUUGACAAGGAAUUCCGGUACUUGUAUGCAGAGUCCAGAGCAGUGACCAGCUUCUGCGUGCCUGAUCCUGAAACAUGUCCCUCUUCUCAGAAUACCUCAAAAGUUGCCAACUCCCUUUUAAAGCCAGCACAGGUGAAUGAUGCGGAAACCUCAAGCCCCUCCAGCAGCCUUUCCAACAUAAGCAUCAGAAGCAUAAAAGUGUCUCCCUUUCUGAAAAACUCCAACUGCAAUGUACAGCAGGAAAACCAAGAUUCAAGCUCUGAUUCUGGUAAUAAGAAGGGGAAGGAAGACACAUCUCUGAAGCCCGUUUGCCCUAAGCAGCAAGGAGAACCACCAGACUCAGCGAACAGUCCUCCAAAUAAAUCUACCCCAGCCUUGUAUCACAAAUCAAAUCUCAUGACAGCAAGGACAUUCUUGCAGCCGGAGGCUUACCCUGCCCUGAACUCCACUAAACCUAGUUAUCAGGGGGACAGUAAGGCUGACAGCAGCCACUGCUCCCCACUAAGCCAGGAGCAGGUAUCGCAGUCCCUUUCAGAGGGCAGCAGUAGCAAUGGGACAAGCAUGAAGCAGAAAGGGCCUGCUGCUACCUCCAGGGAACCAACAGCAGAAAAUGACAACACUUUUGAUAGGAUGGAAAAAAGACAGAGUCCUGGACAGGGAAAACUGGACCUGCUAUCCCCAUAUAAUCAGCUAAAACGAGAUAAAAAGCCUGUAGUUCCUUGCUAUGAUAAACUCACUGAGGACAUGCUGAUGGAAAAGAACAGCGCAUAUGGGGCUGAGAAGCGAAUGACUCUCGGGCACAGUAAGCUGGAUCUGAUCACCAAGUACAACAAGUUAAAAUCUAAGCAUAUACACAGUCGAUUUGAACUCUGACCAGGCCUCAAGGUGUCCUUUGGUCUUAUUUUCAAGUGGUUGCUUUUCCCCACCAAUCAUCAUAUCUGGGACUUGAAAUCAAAAUAUGGGUGGUAGAUUAGUCUCAUUCCUAUUAAAAGGUGUCUGUGCUGUUUCUAAUAUACAUAGAUAACUGAUUCAGAUGAGAUUAGCAAGUACAGUUCAAAUUUUCAAUUACAAGAUCAUUACAGGAGAGAAAAUGACAUAAACAUAAUCCACACUUCUAUGUUCUUUUUACUCAUUUGGGAAAGAACCAUUUCCCCCCAAACACACAUCAAAACCACUGCUACAGCUGGGAACUGUUUGGCCACCGAGGUCUUCAGGGUGAACCCAGGUUCUCUUUGUACUGUGUGAUUCCUCCCCCUGUAUCCAUGUGCUGAAAAUGAAAUGGUCAAAGGCAGGGUAGCCUUGUUAAAAAUAAAGGAGCUGUUCUGCUGGA
This is a messenger RNA of Tyto alba (common barn owl), 3103 nucleotides long. RefSeq names its product family with sequence similarity 83 member C (gene SACK1C). The coding region runs from base 856 to 2646 and encodes 596 amino acids. Gene Ontology annotation, biological process: epidermal growth factor receptor signaling pathway. NCBI's taxonomy places the organism in Eukaryota, Metazoa, Chordata, Aves, Strigiformes, Tytonidae. The transcript has 4 exons. The record is from RefSeq and is a predicted model, not a curated record.